Messenger RNA from Colletotrichum navitas, 589 nucleotides. RefSeq lists its product as uncharacterized. Lineage: Eukaryota; Fungi; Ascomycota; Sordariomycetes; Glomerellales; Glomerellaceae. The record is from RefSeq and is a predicted model, not a curated record. Bases 119 to 508 code for a protein of 129 amino acids. The transcript has a single exon.
AUCUCAUAUCAAUGCCCGUCGAGAAAUCUCAGCCUUUAUUGCUCAAGCACAUCCCACCCGGUCAAGUACACUAUACCUAGCCGGUCAUGCCUUGUCCGGCCCAUGAAUUACUCGAGACAUGAUGUAUCUGUUGCUCUUGCUUGGUGUGGCCAGAUGUGGAAGGGGGCGGCUGAUACCAAGGUUGAUAGGUAGGUCGGGAGGGGCGUUGAUCCGAUCUCGAGUGACAAAUGGAGCCUAUACGGAUAAUAGCAGUAGUAUUUACAGUACAGGGAAGAAGGCGUGGUACACCUUGUUGGCCCGCUCCCCCCGCGUAUCGUGUGCUUCGCUUUUCCGGAAGGCAAUGGAGCCCCUUCCUGAGCAAAGAGGAAUGAAGAGAGAGGACUACUACUACUACUACUACUACUACUACCAAACCAAAACCCACCCCAGCAUUGGUUUUGUGACAUCGCUCCUCCCCCCGUGCGUCGCUAGAUACCUACCUACCUGGCGCUCCAAUAUGGCGGGGUGAACCCUGCUCCCGUCUCGUUUCGGACCUUCUUCGACCUUGCUUGCUUGCCUGCCUACCCGUCUCGCCUACCUCCAGUCCGCG